AUGUCAGUGCUGAACUCUGGCUGGCCCCACCGAGGGGAGAGCCUCACCCCUUGGGAGCUAGGUCCGCCAGCCGACUCAGACACUGACCCAGGCCACUUGCCCAAGGAGGAUCCUGAGGAAACUUCUGAGCAGGACCCUGAAAUUCUGAGCUUGGGGCUUCCUGGCUUGGACACCAACUGGGCCCCCAGCCAGCCUGGGCUUCGGAUCCUCCUGCAGCAGCUGCCUCCACAGGACAGCGACGAGCGCUACUGCCUGGCCCUUGGGGAGGAUGAGCUGGCAGAGCUGCGGCUCUUCUGUGCUCAGAGGAGGCGGGAGGCCCUGGGACAGGGGGUGGCCCUCCUGGUACCUCCCGAGCUGCCAGAACACACCUGCGAGAAGUGCAGGGAGCGGCUGAGGCCAGGGGAGUACGGAGUGUUCGCAGCCCGGGCAGGGGAGCGGCGCUACUGGCACCGGGCUUGCUUUGCCUGCCAGGCCUGCGGCCAGGCCCUGAUAAACCUCAUCUACUUCUACCACGACGGGAGUCUUUACUGCGGCCGCCAUCACGCAGAGCUGCUGCGGCCGCGCUGCCCGGCUUGUGACCAGGUACACUGGAGAGUCGGGACUCUGAGAUGGGCGUUUCUGACCCGGCCCGGAACAGGGGAGGCGGGUGUUGACAGAGUUGAAGAAAGGGACCGCACCCCGCUGGAUGCCGCUACGGUCUCCCGAGCUGCCCUUCUCGCCGCUGCCCCCCGCUCCAGUCUGGAAACCCAGAGGGAGCUGCUUGGAUCCAGUCCAAGGCAGCAGCGUCGAACGGGGGACAAGGUGGAGGCACCCACAGGGCGGGAGCAGGGCCGCCUGGAGACGCCCCUCGAUGCCUGCCCCACCUGCUCCUCUUCUGACUCGGAACCCGAAGGCUUUUUCUUAGGCCAGCGUCUUCCCGGGCCCUGGAAGACCCCCAGAAGCCUCCAAGCUGGGGACAGCGACACCUCCAGGAAGCACUGCACCAUUUGCUAGUGGCGCAGCCCGGAGACGGGGGAGGGGGUGUGUGAUCUUUGAGGUGGGAGAACGAGGCUCUCCUCCCCCUAUAAAAAUCCUAGACUGAACGCAGUCAAGGGCACGCCUGGGAGAGGCGGCGAGACCACAAACUUGGAGUGCUCCCUCUUAAGCCUGCGUAUUCUAUGACUUCUGAUGGAGACUUUCUUGGGGAACCCCACCCCCCAAAGCUACGCAUCCCCUGCUGAGCUAACCCCUAUCCCCACCCCCGCAGGCUGGGACAGCCCCAUCCUCAUCAUCUUCCUGAGCCAAUG
Molecule: messenger RNA, 1286 nt
Organism: Puma concolor (puma)
Lineage: Eukaryota; Metazoa; Chordata; Mammalia; Carnivora; Felidae
Source: RefSeq, a predicted model, not a curated record